AAUAGCGGUAGUGAGUGUUUUGUCGUCCGACCAACCUCUUGAUUAGCGUGCGAUCGGACAGGUGCGCAUGCGAUGAGACGUUUUGCGCUUUUGUCGCUAAUCUUCUUCCUCUGCGGAGCGGAUUCAUCACCGGUGAUUCGCGAGUUUUACAUAGCAGCCGUUGAAAUUGGAUGGGACUACGUUCAUCUGGACGUUGUUGAUACAGCGUCAGGCGAAAGGAUAAGGUCGAAGGAUGCGCCACAGAAAUAUAUUAAAGCUGUGUAUAGAGAAUACACCGAUGCCACUUACUCUGUCCCUAAAUCCAGGCCGUCAUGGGCAGGUAUUCAGGGUCCAGUGAUUCAUGCCCAGGCCAGUGACAGGGUGGUGAUCCACUUUAAGAACCUGGCAUCCCAACCUUACAGUAUCAGCCCAGUGGGGGUCACAUAUUGGAAGCAGUCAGAAGGUGCGGGGUACGAUGACUCCACGGCUGGCCAGGAGAAGCAGGAUGACGCUGUCCCUCCUGGAGGCUACUACCAGUACGUGUGGGACAUCAGUCCCCGAGACGGGCCGACCAGCAGCGACCCAGACUGCCUGACCUACUCCUACUCAUCCCAGGUGGACUCAGUCCGAGACUUCAACUCGGGGCUCAUCGGAGCUCUGCUUGUCUGCAAAUCAAGUGCCUUCACCAAAGACGGAGUCAGGAGGAGCAGAGAGUUCAUCUUGAUCUUCGCAGUUUUUGACGAGACCAAGAGCUGGUAUGGAGAGAUCGGAGAGAGGAGACUUAGAGAGAAAUUCAAGAAGUCUAGCAGCAGGAAAGUAUACCACACCAUCAACGGAUACGUCGACUCAACUCUUCCAGGUCUGACCAUGUGCCAGGGUCGUGAUUAUGUUUCCUGGCAUCUGAUUGGAAUGGGCACCGCUCCAGAGAUCCACUCAAUCCAGUUCCAGGAUCACACCCUGCAGGUAAUGUUCCAUCGCAAGGUCUCCUUGGAGAUGAGCCCUAUGACCUUCACCACGGCAGAAAUGAAGCCCAGCACCGAAGGACGUUUCCUCAUCAGCUGUCAGAUCCAUGCCCACCGCCACGAGGGCAUGAACGCCCACUUCACAGUGGAGGACUGCCCUGAGCCUGUGACCGUGCGACCCCCUGACCUGCGCCAGGUCAAUCCCAACAAUGACUACAACGGGGAGGAGCUCUUCUCCUUGCUGGUCCUGAAGCCGGGGAAGGCGACAGCAGAGGGACGCUCCAGCAGACGGGGGCGGUCCAAGACCUGGGUCCACUUCAUUGCUGCUGAGGAGGUCAACUGGGACUAUGCCCCUCACCUACGCCCCGGAGACAAGUUGCUGUCUUCGGAGUUCUUCCCGAUCCAGCGCCGGGGCUACCAGUAUAAGAAGGUGGUAUACGUGGAGUACACAGACAUCAGGUUCACGACGAAGAAGAGCUCGUCUCAGAGACUGCUGGGACCUCUUCUCAAAGGAGAGAUUAAUGACCAGUUCCAGAUUAUUUUCAAAAACCUGGCAAGUCGGCCUUUUAACAUGUACCCAAAUGGCCUCACCAGGAUCUAUCCACUGAUAAGGACAGAUAAUGUGGCUGAGAGAGACCUGCGCUCCAUGCCGGUGCCCCCCAAUGGCACGUUUGGCUACCUGUGGAGGCUGACCUCCGAGGACGGCCCCCUGGAGGGGGACCCUCAGUGUCUGACCAGGCUGUACCAGAGCACCGUGGACCCGGAGAGGGACCUGGCCUCCGGCCUGGUUGGGCCCAUCCUCAUCUGCAAACACCAGGCCAUCGACCGUAAUGGAAAACUGGUGGGCCCAGACAGAGAUGAGAGUCUGAUGUUUGGAGUGUUUGAUGAGAACAGAAGCUGGUAUGCAAAUGAGAACAUCCAGAAGUACAGUCAGGCCCCUAACGUGGUCAACCCCUCAGAACCAGACUCCUACAACGCCAACGUCAUUUACAGUGUGAAUGGCAUCAUGUUCAGCGGGCGCCAGUUCCUGAUGUGCAAGAAUGACGUGACCUACUGGCAUGUGGCCAAUGUUGGGACGCAGAGCCGCUUCUUGUCUGUCUACUUCACAGGAAACCUCUUCCAGCGAGAUCAGGUGUAUGAGUCCGUCCUUACACUGUUCCCCAUGUCAGGGGAAAUGGUUCCUGUCGAGUCUGAGUUAAGUGGUGAGUGGGAAAUCAGUGCCUUUGAUAGCAGCCUAAAGAGUCGUGGCAUGAACGUGCGCUACACGGUGCGGUCCUGCCAGGGAGACAUCCCAUUGGCAGAGAAUGAGGAAACAGACGACAACUAUGACCUUUCUGACUACCUGGACACAAUAUUACCCAGGGGGCUACAAGGCCAACGUCGCAACCGCACUGUGGCAGUCAGAGUUUGCAAGAAACCCACCCCCGCCCAAAACUCCAUAUCUUCCCAGACAGGAAACACCACUGGCGAUGCUGCCAACGAUAUCACUAGGGAGACAAGUGAGGAAAAUUUGGAGUGUGAGGUCAAGUAUGUGACUAUGCCUCCAUCAGAGGAAGAGGAGGCGAACCAGAUUCCUCUGGAAGUCUUGGCAGAAUUGGACAGAGACGGUGGGAGGACAGCAGCCCUGGCACCCCAGGGCAGAGACUCAGGUCCAGGGAACAGGCGACUGAGGCGCCAGGCUGCCGAGAGAGAAGGAGAGGGUGGAGCAGAAGGAGGUGAGGGUGGAGUGGAGGGAGGUGAGGGUGGAGUGGAGGGAGGUGAGGGUGGAGUGGAGGGAGGUGAGGGUGGAGUGGAGGGAGGUGAUGGUGGAGUGGAGGGAGUAAAGAUUGAGGUAGAGGCAGGGGGAAAGGUAGUUCUUGAGGCAGAGGAAAAGGGGAGUGAAUUUGGGACUGAGACCAAAGGGGUAGGACAUAUUGGUGGGGGGCUGGGAGACAAAAGAACCAUACGGCCAACUGAUAGGGCCGAGAUGCAGGAGAAUAACAAUAUCCUGGAAGACUGCGAUCCACUAGAUCCCACAGAUCCAUUAAAUCAACUCACAGAAGGAUGGAGUGAUGAAGGUUUCGACCAGUACCUGGAAACCCCAAACCAUAUUCAGUCUAAUCCAGAACAAACGCUACUAGAUUGGCUUGACCUCGAUCACGCCAACAUCUCGGCCAACAACACAGCUGCGUCUGGGCUGGAGCUGUCCUUGGAGUACGAUGACUACCGCGACACGGUGAACGCCACAUCAGAGGGAUGGGAUUCCGAACAGCCAGAUGUCCGAUCCUCAGGAGGGCGUAACCCAAGCUACUAUAUUGCUGCUCAGGAGAUCACCUGGGACUAUGGGAUCAGAACCCCUCCUCAGCUCAUCACACCUGAAGAGAUACGUCGAGGGAUGAGGAAGUUUCUUCCACAGUAUAAGAAGGUGGUGUUUCGAGGUUACAAAGACAACGACUUCCAGCACCCGGUGACCCGCGGAGAGCUUCAGGAACACCUGGGCAUCCUGGGACCCUUGAUCCGAGUCGAGGUCAACGACCUCCUGACCGUGAAAUUCAAGAACAUGGCAUCUAGGCCCUACUCACUGCAUCUCCAUGGGGUUUAUGACCGGAGCCAGGAGGGUAGUCUGGCGGAGGAACCUGUUCCGCCGGGGGAGGUGCGCGUGUACACCUGGAGGGUCUCUAGGACCCAGGGCCCCACCGCCUCCGAAUUUGACUGCAAGGCAGGGGCCUACUACUCCACAGUCGACAAGGAGAAAGAUCUACACUCAGGUCUGAUAGGUCCUCUGGUUGUCUGUAAGCCUGAUACCCUGGACACUGCCCUCAGACUGCAGCCUGACCUCCAGGAGUACUCCCUGCUCUUCCACACCUUUGACGAGACCCAGAGCUGGUACAAGGAGGAGAACCUGCAGCAGUACUGUACCCCACCCUGCCAUGCCCGGCCUGAAGAUACCUGGUACCAGAGCAGCAACAAGUUUGCAGCGAUUAAUGGCUAUGUGGCGGAGACACUUCCUGGUUUGCUGGUUGCCCAGCACCAACCAGCCAGGUGGCACCUGCUGAAUGUUGGGGGUGAUGGGGAGUACCACGCCGUGCAGUUCCAUGGCCUACCCUUCAGCCUGCACAAGAAGAAGGAGCACCGCAAGGGCAUCUACAAUCUUUACCCCGGUGUGUUUGGCACAGUAGAGAUGAGGCCGGGCACCGUGGGCACCUGGCUGGUGGAGUGUACUGUGGGGGACCACCAGCUGGCUGGCAUGAGAGCAAAGCUUCUGGUCUACGACCCACAAUGUGCCCAACCCCUGGGGUUAAGGUCGGGAAGAAUCGAGGAUUCUCAGAUCACAGCAUCAGAUUACAUAGAUAACUGGGAGCCGAGUCUGGCCAGACUGGAGCUGUCAGGAAGAGUAAACGCUUGGAUGGGCAGAAACAAGGAGUCCUGGAUACAGGUGGACCUCCAGAGACCCACCUUGGUCCACGGGCUGCAGACCCAGGGAGCCAGAACAUCUCUAGGCCUGAAAGAUUACUUCAUCAUGUACUUCAUCAUCUCCUACAGUCUGGAUCUGGAGACCUGGACCACCUAUAGAGGGAACAGCACCACACACAGAUAUAUCUUCAACGGGAACAUUGAUGGCUCCAAAGUUAAGGAGAACCGUCUCAGUCCUCCAAUCGUGGGACGCUACAUCCGAAUACAGCCAUACACAAUCCAGAGAAACCCUGCCCUUAGGCUGGAGCUGCUCGGCUGUGAUCUCAACAGCUGUUCUUUCCCACUGGGUCUGCAGAGAGGGCAGCUGGUUUCAGACAGCAGCUUUAGCGCCUCUUCCUUCCUAAACACCUGGAGGCACUCCUGGCAUCCUUUCCUAGCCCGUCUGCACCAGGAGGGCAGCGCCAAUGCCUGGAGACCAAAGAACAACAACCCUCAUGAGUGGCUGCAAGUGGACUUCCUGAAGGUCAAACGUCUCACCGGAGUCGUGACCCAGGGGGCAAGGUCUUUGCUCACCCAGAUGAUGGUGACGGAGUUCUCGGUGUCGGUGAGCGACAACGGCCACACCUGGUCCAGUGUGUUGGAUGACAACUCCAAGAGAGAAAAGGUCUUCAGUGGUAACAGUGAGCCUGACGAGGAGGUGCUGACCAUGUUUGUCCCUCCACUGUUCGGCCGCUACAUCCGCAUUCUCCCCCGUGGCUGGGUCAACCAUAUCGCCCUCCGUCUGGAGUUCCUAGGCUGUGACACCCAGCAGCGCCUCUGAGAAACACAGCAAAGAAACAAGCCGAGGCCCCUGUCACGGAGCUGCUAGGGGCUGGGUGUGCAGCUCCGCGCUGAGACUUCUUUAUUGUAAAUGGUUGUUUCUGUUGUCAGGGCAUUAGGGCAAUAUUGUAUUAUUAAAAUCAAACAGUCAUAGUC
Osmerus eperlanus (European smelt) is the source of this 5309-nucleotide messenger RNA. It is a transcript of the gene f8, whose product is annotated as coagulation factor VIII, procoagulant component. The record is from RefSeq and is a predicted model, not a curated record. NCBI's taxonomy places the organism in Eukaryota, Metazoa, Chordata, Actinopteri, Osmeriformes, Osmeridae. The coding region runs from base 73 to 5154 and encodes 1693 amino acids. Gene Ontology annotation, molecular function: copper ion binding; signaling receptor activity. The transcript has 26 exons. Gene Ontology annotation, cellular component: plasma membrane.